This is a messenger RNA of Periophthalmus magnuspinnatus, 3368 nucleotides long. It is a transcript of the gene rab31, whose product is annotated as RAB31, member RAS oncogene family. NCBI's taxonomy places the organism in Eukaryota, Metazoa, Chordata, Actinopteri, Gobiiformes, Gobiidae. The transcript has 7 exons. The record is from RefSeq and is a predicted model, not a curated record. Gene Ontology annotation, molecular function: GTP binding; GTPase activity. Bases 138 to 722 code for a protein of 194 amino acids.
CGCCACUUCCUCCUGUCUGUCUGGGCUGGGUGCUGUUUUAUUCGCGAAGAGGAGAAAAAAAUAAACCAUGACAAAAAGACAAAAGACAGUAACUGGACUUUAAACCAACGAUGCUUUAAAACUCCUGCUUUCUCACCAUGGCCAUCCGGGAGCUUAAAGUUUGUCUGCUAGGGGACACAGGAGUGGGGAAGUCCAGUAUUGUUUGCAGAUUUGUCCAGGACCACUUCGAUCACAAUAUCAGCCCCACAAUAGGAGCGUCUUUUUUGACCAAAACUGUGCCGAGUGGGAAUGAACUACACAAGUUUUUAAUCUGGGACACAGCCGGACAGGAACGGUUUCACUCUCUAGCGCCUAUGUACUAUCGGGGAUCUGCUGCUGCUGUUAUAGUCUAUGACAUCACCAAGCUGGACUCCUUCCAGACGCUGAAGAAGUGGGUGAAGGAGCUGAAGGAGCAUGGCCCUGAGGACAUCGUGGUGGCUAUCGCAGGAAACAAGAACGACCUGGGAGAUAUCAGGGAAGUCCCCAUGAAAGAGGCGAAGGAGUUUGCAGAAUCAAUAUCAGCUAUUUUUAUAGAGACCAGUGCGAGAAACGCCAUCAAUAUCGAAGAACUCUUUCAGAAAAUCAGUAAACAGAUCCCUCCUUUGGAAAACACAGAGGUGGAGAGUAACGAGUCUUUUAAACUGAACCGACAGCCGCCUCCUCCUGCCCGAAAGUGCUGCUAGUCUCACCACCACGGACCACCACCAUCCAGUGUAGUAUAGUAUAUCCACAGUCCAUAAGGCACUAUAAGACACAGGGCCAGACUGCAAAGAGAAGCCCGUUAUUCCUCCCGUUCAUGGCUCUCAGCUUCAUAUUAUUGAAACUUUGCAGUGACAUCACACUGGGGGUGUUCUGCAUGUAUGUGACACAAUGCACACAUCCAUGUUUGUCAGAAAAGUUUUUAACAUUUUCUGAAAACUGAAGAAAUAUUACAAAAUGGAUUUAAACAACACAUUUUCAGGAGCCUAUGAUCAAUAAGAGCAUUCAUGGUCACGAUUAGGUGUUUGAUCUACAACAAAAAAAAAAGAUGAGAGUAACUAACUGAAAAACAGGCUAAUGCUAGCUAGCUUGUGCUAGCUCGCUUUAGACAGAAGUGUACUCCAGUUAGCAUCCCACCUCCAGGAAUGUUGAUGACAUCAGUUGCAAAGUAUAAAUUUUUAGGACUCCUUCCCAUUCAAAAUAUGCACAAUUAGUUUUUUACAUUUCAUUAUAGAUAUUAUCACCCUCCAGUGGUGUUUGCCUGUAUUACAUCAUAUAAUGCACACUGUGGCACUAAUUAUGCCUGCAGGGUGCAACUCAUGGCGGAGAAAUUGAUACAUUUCUUUUCUUUAUAGUAAUUUACUUGAAUUUUAAGUAAAUGGAUUCUCUGAAGAUUAUUUAGUAACUUUUACCCAUAUAAAAAAAAUGUUGCUAAGUUGGUCGUCUCUUGCCUCACCAUUUCUUAGGUAUAAUGUAUAAUUGAGUACUCUUACUUUACUUGACUCUUACUGUUUUAAAGUAACUGCGCAAAAAUAAAAAUAGCUGUAAAACAUGCACAAAACAUUACUGGUUUAAUACAGUGACUCUUGUCAAAAGUAUCAAAAAUCAGAUACUAAUCGAUACUAUCAACACUAGAUACUCAUUUGAGUUAAUGCUAAAAAAGUCACAGUGAUGGUACAGAAAUGAACCUUUCCUGAAUAGCUUUAGAAUGAUCUUGAGCUGUAUCAGAAGAAGUAUAAGAUCACAUAGGCUAAUGUAUGCCCUUGGACCACUAUGGAACUUACCUGGACAACUGAGAAAUUAUAUAGAUAUAAGACUGCAUGGUAAUAUAAAAAAAGUACUAUGAUUAAAUCUUGAAAAUCACAGACUAUUGUCUAAAGACAAUAGUUUGUGAUUAAUUAGUUAUCAUCGUGCUAUCAGAAUUAGUAUUAUGUAUGGAGUAUAUUCUUUAGUAUUGAAAUUGAGUUUGAAAUUUUAGUAUCAUGACAACACUACUUAUGCCACAGCAUUUAAAUAUUAACUAUUAACAGUGUCCAUCUAUUAAUUUUGCUUCUGAAGAGAGCGGCUGGCUGUUUUUUAAUCAUGUUUUAUUUUUGUUUAAAAUGUUUUUUAUGCCAACAGUGUCUUAAAUGCAUUUAGCUUCACAUUCCAGCGUCAUGUGUUUUCCACUUUUGCUGUAAAAUUGUACAUUUAUUCAGUACAUGAUGUGAUCAGGGCUGUUUACAGAGUACUGAAAUUUCAGAGUACAGGGAACAACUGCAAAAAAGGGUUGUGUAUGAUUUUUAUUACUAAUAUUAGGAAUCAAUUUCUAAAACAAGGGAAAUUGUAUGACUCAGCAUGAUGUUAAGUCUUAUAUGCCGCUUAAUAUGUGCCUGGAUGGGUAUUGUAGUGUAGGGGUCCUGUGUUAUGUUUAACGCGGGGUAUAGGGCAAAAAUCUAUUUUUGGAGCUUUCUACCAUGUUACAAAGUUGUUCCUCAUCAAAAACAGGCUUGAAGAGAUUGCUCAGAGCUUCAAAAAUUAAACUGAAUCUAAUUAAACAUGUUAAUAUAGCAUUUUCAAAACAAUAAAUGGUAACAUGGUGAUUUAGAUAUGUUAUGUGUUAGCAGUUGAUACAUAGGGUAUUAUCUGCUAACACAUAACAUAUAUAAGUGUAAUACCCACUUUUUAAUCUACAUUUUUGUUAUACUUUUUACUUAUCAGAUACCCUCCUGGGCUCAAAAUGACCUGUUCCACCUUGUGUUUACAGGAAUAAUAUAUAAUUUAAAGAUGCAAUAUGUAACUUGCUUGGUCAAGGUUUUGCUACCUACCUGUCUACCUUCAUGGAGACAAGAAGGUGACACCACCAGGCUAAGUUACAGGUCAGAUCUGUGGAGAGCAAAAUUCACUUACAGUAAAAAUGCUUUUCAAGAUAUUUUCAGCUAUAAAAACACAUGUUAUUGAAUGAAUGCACAAUAAGUACAUUUAAUGCCAUACUGUGGAAAAUUGACGUCAAAGUAGUGACAUCCCAAUAGAAACCAGCUGGCAAAAAGUUACAUGUUGUGCCUUUAAAUUGCAAAACAUAUCAUUAUAAUACCCCAGUUAAACCACUUAAUCCACUAUGCUGUUCUUAAAAUAUGAACUAAUGCCUCAAGUAUCUGUUUCCCGCCAACACAAUUUUAACCUCAUGCUGUAAGCCAUUUGUGCCUUUAUUAUUGUAUUGUCUUCCAUUUACAUAAGUGCCUUUGUAAUAUUAGAAUAUGCAUGAUGUUAUUGUCAAUACAGACUAAUGUUUAUGUAUAGGUCAUAGUAAAGCUGCCAGUUAUGUUUUACCAGCCUGUACAAUCUGUAAUAAAGUUAUAUGGUUCUACUUU